Molecule: messenger RNA, 1113 nt
Organism: Punica granatum (pomegranate)
Lineage: Eukaryota; Viridiplantae; Streptophyta; Magnoliopsida; Myrtales; Lythraceae
Source: RefSeq, a predicted model, not a curated record
UCAAGUGCUCGUGAUCCGCCGGUAAACAUUCCAUCUUCCUCGCUUUUCAUCCUCUCUUUUAUCUCCGCGAGAGAGAGAGAGAGGCAAAGGGCGACAGCAGGGCGACUCUUCUUCUUCCUUUCUGUCUCAUCACCUGUUGAUGCUUACUCAGAGCGCCAUGAAAAUGGUUGCUUUUCUGUUCUUUUGAUCCCAACUGCAGAUAGCUACAGGUCAUCCCUCUCUCUCUCUCUCUCUUUUUCUGGGUCCUGCUUGCUCUGUUGCUUUGCACAUUAGUUUGAGAGAGAUGGGAGAGCCUCUUGGGCAGCUGAAAGUGACUGUUGUCAGGGGAAAAAGGCUGGUGAUUAGGGACUUCAAGAGCAGUGACCCUUAUGUUGUACUCAAGUUGGGCAAUCAGACUGCAAAGACCAAGGUUAUAAGUAGCUGUCUUAAUCCUGUUUGGAACGAGGAGCUUACUCUCUCACUCUCAGAACCUGUUGGAGUGUUACACAUAGUGAGUUCUGAUCCUUUACGACUCCAUUGUAUUACUGCCCUUGCUUUGCCAAUUAAGAGAUCCUCCAGACCAACCUUUUCGGACAUCCAGGAAGUGUUUGAUAAGGACCGUUUCAAGGCAGAUGAUAAGAUGGGGCACGCCCAAGUCAACCUUCAACCAAUAGUCUCUGCUGCUCGCUUGAGGCAGAUCCUAAAGUUGUCUUCAGGCGAAACGACACUGAGAAAGGUUGCCCCUGACAGUGAGAACUGUUUGGUCCGAGAAAGCUCCAUCACCUUCGUAAACGGUGAGGUGGUCCAAGAUGUUUAUUUGAGGCUUUGCGAAGUUGAGUCGGGAGAGGUCGAACUGAAGCUCAAGUUCAUAGGAGCGUCUGCUGGAGGCAUGAGGUAGUGCAGAAAGAUAUUCGAGUUGAAGCCGAGACCCUAGCAAUGGCAUAGGAUUUGUCCUUUGAAGUAAUCUGAUGAACUGAGAGAGAUAUUUUCUACUUGUUCAUGUAUUGGUUUGUCUGUAAAUUGUCUUAGAAUGUCUAAUCUAAGUAGUUUGUGUCUGUGUGAGAAUGAGAAUUGUAUGAUUUUUUUUGGUUUGAUGAACUUCCAACACCUCAGAGGUUCUAUGACUGUGACUAA